AUGGGCGGCAGCGUCGCCGGCUUCCAGGUACCAAUGGGGAUCCCAGUGGGGAAGUCGAUGUUGGUGCUUCUCAUCUCUUUGGCCUUCGCCUUGUGCUGCAUCGCUGCUUACGGCCCCAGGGAGACUCUAUGCGGAGGGGAGCUUGUUGACACGCUUCAGUUUGUCUGUGCGGACCGCGGCUUCUACUUCAGCAGGCCUUCAAGCCGUGCCAACCGUCGCAGCCGUGGCAUCGUGGAAGAGUGCUGCUUCCGCGGAUGUGACCUGCGCCUCCUGGAGACAUACUGUGCCACCCCCGCCAAGUCCGAGAGGGACGUGUCUACCUUUAAGGCCGUACUUCCGGACGACUUCCCCAGAUACCCCGUGGGCAAGUUCUUCCAUUAUGAUACCUGGAGACAGUCCGCCGGACGCCUGCGUAGAGGCCUGCCUGCCCUCCUGCGAGCCCGUCGGGGUCGCAUGCUUGCCAGAGAGCUCCAAGCGUUCAAAGAGGCCAAUCGUCAUCGUCCCCUGAUCGUGUUACCACCCAUAGACCCCGCCCACGGGGGAGCCUCUUCGGAGAUGUCCAGCAACCAUCAGUGAACCAAAUUAUGUGGUAAUUCUGCAAUGUAGUACCAUCAAUCUGUGACCUCCUCUUGAGCAGGGACAGUUCCAUCAGUCCCACACUAAAGUCUCUCUGCU
This is a messenger RNA of Apodemus sylvaticus (European woodmouse), 675 nucleotides long. RefSeq names its product insulin like growth factor 2 (gene Igf2). The coding region runs from base 1 to 576 and encodes 191 amino acids. The record is from RefSeq and is a predicted model, not a curated record. Lineage: Eukaryota; Metazoa; Chordata; Mammalia; Rodentia; Muridae. The transcript has 4 exons. Gene Ontology annotation, cellular component: extracellular region. Gene Ontology annotation, molecular function: hormone activity; growth factor activity.